Messenger RNA from Drosophila willistoni, 1393 nucleotides. RefSeq lists its product as uncharacterized. Bases 268 to 933 code for a protein of 221 amino acids. Lineage: Eukaryota; Metazoa; Arthropoda; Insecta; Diptera; Drosophilidae. The transcript is spliced from 4 exons. The record is from RefSeq and is a predicted model, not a curated record.
UAACUUACUUCGAUGUGUGCGCCGUUGACUCAGUUCAGUCUGAAAGCAAAGCUCGUCGCAAACACAAGUGCCAAGCGGAUCGUUUGGUUUUUAUAUUAUAAAGCCGCUAACUUUUUUAGAAUUCCGAAGUGAUAGUAAAUUCCCAACGCUUAUUCAUCAAAUAUAUAUCGUAUCUACUGACGAGGUAGUCGACAUUAAAGUUUAAAUUUCCGCUAGUGAUAAGGAGUGAUAAUUGUGAUAAGCAAAGGAAAAUUAUUUUUUGUAAAAAUGCGUACUAGCAAAAGUAUACAAAUCUUUGGCUUUAUGCUGCUUCUGGUUAUAUGCACUCAUGCCAAUCCCCUUAAGGAUUUGGAUAAAAUUGAUACGGAGUUAAGUGAUUUGAAUGCCGUUGCGAAUAAAACAGCUGUCGAGAAGUUGAAGGAGGAUAUUGACUCGGUUUCAGAUAUUGCUUCCAGUUCAACUGAAUUGCAACCACAACAUGCCUAUCCACAUCGCGAUGAGGAUCAAUUAAAUACUGCCACGAAUUUAGUGCUGGCCCAAAACUAUAAAUAUGAUGUCGAAAUUCUGGAAUCCGGUGACGAAGAUAGUGACGAAAGCAAGGAUUCCGAGGAGAUGGAAGAGCGCUUCAAGGGUCAUGGUCUUCAGGAACUAGAAACUGAGAGCUUUACGGCGGAGAAUAUUGAAAUGACACCUCUGGACGUUGAUUCUAGUGCAAUUAGCGAAAGCCACAUGUUGCUCAGCAUUAUUUUGGUGGUCUUGGCCUUGGCAUCGGUUGGCCUGUAUGCUGGUUUGGUUAUUUGGCGUUCGCAUUUAGAACAACGAUAUGGUAUGCGCGAGAGACUGGUCAAUCGAGAUGUGGAUGAAGAGGGUAUUGACGAUACCGAUUAUCACGUGUACGCCCCAACCACAACACCAACAACGACGCGUGCGUAGUGGGUUAAGUGGCGGAGGAGUAAGAGAGGAGAGCAGAUGGCAGUGACAGGAGCGAAGGAGAUACAAUUACGCUUAAGUUCACUUAGAAUUGCACUUGACAAAACCGUUAAUUUAGCGCAUAUUGAUUGAAUGAAUGAGUUCAUCUAAUGAAUGCCAUAAAUUUUACACAAUUCCAGACACGAUCAUCAGCUACCUGUGCUGAUCUGAUCUGUCGGAUUCAAGUGCAUUCCCAAUUAACUACAUAAUGCACACUAACCACACAACAAAAGGUCAUAUUACAUAUAUAACGUAUAUUAUAGUCUACAACUAGAUGUGUAAUUGACAAAGCCAAUUUAGUUUUUAAGUUUCUGUGAUAUUGCUCUAGAGAUUCUUUUUUUUUGUAUGAAAAGAGCCAAGAUUUGACAUUUGAAUGGUGCCAAGUAUUAUGAAAAAUAUAUUAUGCAAGCUUUGCGCCUUGAAA